Penicillium argentinense is the source of this 1008-nucleotide messenger RNA. Its product is annotated as quinone oxidoreductase family protein. The record is from RefSeq and is a predicted model, not a curated record. The transcript has a single exon. Bases 1 to 1008 code for a protein of 335 amino acids. NCBI's taxonomy places the organism in Eukaryota, Fungi, Ascomycota, Eurotiomycetes, Eurotiales, Aspergillaceae. Gene Ontology annotation, molecular function: oxidoreductase activity.
AUGGAACUCGCUAGCAUGAAUGCACUCCAGUUGAAGCGCGCCUCAGAAACAGACCUUGUCAAAUCUGAAAUGGUAUCAGUGCCAAUCCCGAAAUUGAAGCCGGACCACGCCCUCGUUCACGUCAAAUACGCCUCCAUACAACCAUCGGAUAGGCUUAAUGCGCAAGGACUAUUUCCAUCCACCACCUACCCUCGAAUCCCCGGCCGUGACUAUUCCGGUACCGUAGUGGAUAUAUCAAGCAAUUCCGAAGAGUCAAAAUCAUGGAUUGGGAAAAAUGUAUAUGGGUCUAGCGGCUCGAGCCUCGGCUUCGACACCGAUGGAACGCAUGCACAAUAUUGUUUGAUACCGCAAAACGCUCUUGUCGAGAUCCCGACUACGAUGUCCUUACUUCAGGCUGCGACAGUCGGUGUACCAUUUACCACUGCGCACCUUUGUCUAACCAAAGCUCGGGUCUCCGAAAAUGAUGUGGUUCUCGUGCUUGGAGCGAAUGGAGCUGUCGGGUCAGCAGCAGCACAAAUGGCCCGUGCAAUGGGGUGCAAGCGUGUUUUGACUGCUGUCCGACGGCCAGUCUCUAAUCCUGAUAUAGUUCUGGUCUCUGAUAGUCCAGGUAUAUCCCUCUCCGAAAACAUAUCAACCUUGACAAGUGACAAAGGGAUUGAUGUUGUCAUUGACACCGUAGGAGACAUGGAUCUGAUGUCGGCUGCGGUGGAGAAGUUGGCCUUCCAAGGCCGUUACAUCUGGAUUGCGGCACCUAGAGGGGUUGUCAGCAGAAGGCUCUCAUUUGAUGUGUUCCAAGGAUAUCGCAAGGAGAUCACACUACUCGGGUGUAACUCGGUUGCUCGCACACUUGAAGAUACGGCUGGGUAUCUACGAUCUGUGAACACUUGGAUUGACCGAGGAUUAUUGAAAGCACUCCCUGAAGAGACUUUCGGGACAGUGAAAUUGGAUGAGGCUAUUGAAGAUGGAUAUAAGAAAACGGCACAAAAAGUCGUGAUUGACAUGUCUUGA